Messenger RNA from Asparagus officinalis (garden asparagus), 2166 nucleotides. Its product is annotated as receptor kinase-like protein Xa21. The transcript is spliced from 2 exons. Bases 63 to 1949 code for a protein of 628 amino acids. The record is from RefSeq and is a predicted model, not a curated record. Gene Ontology annotation, molecular function: protein kinase activity; protein binding; ATP binding. Lineage: Eukaryota; Viridiplantae; Streptophyta; Magnoliopsida; Asparagales; Asparagaceae. Gene Ontology annotation, biological process: protein phosphorylation.
AUAAAAUAUCCUGGAGAAAUUCCAGCGGGAUCGGCAGGUACCGACAGCUUGCCGUAUUCGACAUGUCUGGUAAUCUUCUUACGGGCACAGUUCCUAGUGAAAUAGGAAUGCUUCAAAACUUACAACUGUUGCACUUGCAUCAAAACCGGCUCCGAGGCCUAGUUCCAAACUCCAUUGGCAAUCUCACCGAGCUAAACGAACUUGUAUUGAAUGAUAACAGAUUCGAAGGAAGUGUACCCAUGGCCAUUGAAAAUUUAUCAAGUUUGAGCCUUUUAGACCUUUCAAGAAACAAGCUCAACGGUACAAUACCUGGAACAGCAAUCAGCAAGCUUCAUUCGCUAACACAGGGCCUCAAUUUGUCGUCCAACUUGCUGACAGGAUCAUUACCGAUGCAAAUUGACAGCUUGAUCAAUCUCGUAGCUCUUGAUGUUUCCGAAAAUAGAUUGUCUGGAGAAAUUCCCAGCUCUCUUGGUGCAUGUCAGCUUUUAGGACGCCUUUUUAUGCAGGGAAAUUACUUCGAAGGAAACAUUCCAUUGGCGCUCAGCAGAUUGGCGGGAAUAGAAGAGCUUGAUCUCUCACACAACAACUUAUCUGGUCCAAUUCCAGAAUUCCUUGGGGGAUUUCGACUUCUGCAUAAUCUGAAUUUGUCAUUCAAUGAUUUCCAAGGUCCUUUGCCAGAUCAGGGAGUCUUUCGAAAUGCAAGCGCUUUAUCAGUCACAGGAAAUAACAAGCUGUGUGGGGGUGAUCCUCAGUUCCAUCUGCAGCAAUGUGACGCUGUUGAUGGAGCGACUCAUAGAUCAUCACAUCACAAAGUUAUCAUUCCUGUUGUUGUAGCUUGCACACUGGCAAUUUUAUUAUGUGCAGCUUAUUACAUUCGAAGGCGAGGAAUGAAACCAAAUCCUCCAAACCCUUCUUUGAAGGAGUCGUUCCUCCAAAUUUCUUACGCAGAAAUACAGAAAGCAACUGCUGGAUUCUCAGCAUCCAGUCUCAUCGGUGCAGGAAGUUUCGGAUCUGUGUACAAGGGAGUCAUGGAUUCUGACCCAAAUCAGGUUGUAGCUAUUAAGGUCCUCAACCUUGAGCAACAAGGAGCUUAUAAGAGUUUCAUGGCUGAAUGUGAUUCAUUGAGGGUUAUUAGGCACCGCAAUCUCAUCAACAUUGUCACCAUCUGUUCAAGCAUUGAUCACAAUGGCAAUGACUUCAAAGCUUUGAUCUUCGAGUACAUGCCAAAUGGGAGUUUGGAUGACUUGCUGCAUCCACAAGCAGAGCUCAAUGAAGGGAGUCACGGCACAAACUCCAAACAUUUGAGCCUUGUUCAGAGAUUGAACAUAGUAGUAGAUGUUGCCUUGGCGCUGGAUUACCUUCAUCACCAGUGUCAAACACCGAUUGUGCACUGUGAUCUGAAGCCGAGCAAUGUUCUCCUUGGCUAUGACAUGACUGCCCGAGUAUGUGACUUCGGUUUAUCAAGGUUUCUGCAUAGAACAAUCAGUUCGUCUUCAGAAACAAACAGUACUAUCGGACUCAAAGGGUCCAUUGGAUAUAUACCUCCAGAAUAUGGGAUGGGAGGCACUGCCAGCACGCAAGGGGAUGUCUACAGUUUCGGAGUGCUACUGCUUGAAACGUUUACUGGAAAGAGACCUACUGAUAAGAUGUUUCAAAACGAUUUAAACCUUCAUAAAUAUGUGGAAAUGGCAUAUCCUGAUCAACUCUUAGACAUAAUAGAUCCAUCUGUCGAGCGAAUAGUCAAAGAUGUAAGGGGCAAUUAUGCCGCAUUAAACACAACUGAACAAGAACUGAUUCAUGAGGGCGUGCUCUCAAUUUUCAGAAUUGGUCUUCUGUGUUCUCAAGCAUCUCCGAAUGAGAGAAUAGAGAUGGGAGAUGUUAUAAACGAGUUAAUUCUUGUGAAGAAGACAUUUGAUGGAUUGGAACCGAAAGCUGAGACAAGCAAUUGAAGCGGCAACUAGAACUACCACUUUACUGUGGCAUCAAAGUGAUGAUAGAUAGACUGAAGGUUAUUUAAGUUCAGUCAUACCUGAGACAAACACAGAUAAGAUUGCUUCAAUUCUUUUUAUUUUUGUUAAAUGUAAAUAAUAUUUGCUUUGAGCUUAUUGUGACACUGAAGAGUUCCCAACUGGAAAUAAACUGGUUUCUGACGAGCAAUUGCAGUGA